AUGGUUAAAGCAGUCGUCGCAGGUGCCUCCGGCGGUAUCGGCCAACCACUCUCGCUCCUCCUCAAGGCCAGCCCUCUCAUCGACGAGCUCGCCCUCUACGAUGUCGUCAACACCCCAGGUGUCACCGCCGAUCUCUCCCACAUUUCCUCCGUUGCGAAGAUCGAGGGUUACCUACCAGAGAAUGGCGAGGGUAUUAAGAAGGCGUUCAAGGGUGCUGAUAUUGUGGUGAUUCCGGCUGGUAUUCCACGCAAGCCUGGCAUGACACGUGAUGAUCUGUUCAAGAUCAACGCUGGUAUCGUGCAGGGUCUCAUCCAGGGCGUUGCAGAGAACUGCCCAGAGGCUUUCGUCCUCGUCAUCUCCAACCCAGUCAACUCGACUGUUCCCAUCGCUGCUGAGGUCCUCAAGAAGGCCGGCGUCUUCAACCCAAAGAAGCUUUUCGGUGUCACCACACUCGACGUCGUCCGCGCCGAGACCUUCGUGCAGUCCAUCACUGGCACCAAGGACCCGGCCAAGACCAAGAUUCCCGUGAUCGGUGGUCACUCUGGCGAGACUAUCGUUCCACUCUUCUCCAAGGCUGAGCCAUCAGUCAACAUCCCAGAGGACAAGCUCGACGCACUUACCAACCGCGUGCAGUUCGGUGGUGACGAGGUUGUCAAGGCCAAGGAGGGCGCUGGCUCAGCCACUCUCUCAAUGGCAUACGCUGGUUUCCGCUUCGCUGAGCAGGUCAUCAAGGCCUUCAAGGGCGAGUCCGGCAUCGUGGAGCCAACAUUCGUCUACCUACCCGGUGUUGAGGGCGGUGACGAGAUCGUCAAGGAGACCGGCCUCGAGUACUUCUCGGUGCCAGUCGAGCUCGGCAAGGGCGGUGCCCAGAAGGCACGCAACGUCGUCAAGGAGGCCAACGAGUACGAGAAGCUUCUUCUCGUGAAGUGUUACGAGGGUCUCAAGGGCAACAUCGAGAAGGGCAUUGAGUUCGUCCACAACCCACCACCAAAGGCAUAG
Messenger RNA from Fulvia fulva, 999 nucleotides. RefSeq names its product Malate dehydrogenase, cytoplasmic. Gene Ontology annotation, molecular function: L-malate dehydrogenase (NAD+) activity. Gene Ontology annotation, biological process: malate metabolic process; tricarboxylic acid cycle. NCBI's taxonomy places the organism in Eukaryota, Fungi, Ascomycota, Dothideomycetes, Mycosphaerellales, Mycosphaerellaceae. The transcript is spliced from 4 exons. The record is from RefSeq and is a predicted model, not a curated record. Bases 1 to 999 code for a protein of 332 amino acids. Gene Ontology annotation, cellular component: cytoplasm.